Onychostoma macrolepis is the source of this 3957-nucleotide messenger RNA. RefSeq names its product protein APCDD1-like. The coding region runs from base 285 to 1586 and encodes 433 amino acids. The transcript has 5 exons. Gene Ontology annotation, biological process: negative regulation of Wnt signaling pathway. Gene Ontology annotation, cellular component: plasma membrane. Lineage: Eukaryota; Metazoa; Chordata; Actinopteri; Cypriniformes; Cyprinidae. The record is from RefSeq and is a predicted model, not a curated record. Gene Ontology annotation, molecular function: Wnt-protein binding.
UCGCGAGUCGAGCUUCGCUACAAGCGGAGAUUCUCCUCAGACUGAAGUCAGAAAUGAAAGGUGUCGCUCUCGCAAUGACGCUCGCACUCCUUCCUCUGCUCUGCGUUUACGCUCUUUCUGGACUCUAAAGGCUGAUUCUGAGGAUGUAACGACGAGGAAAAUCACGUUUAUUCUUUACAGAGCGGAUGUGAAACUUUAACGCGUUUAACAUUCUCAUCUUCUUCACGAGAAUCGUCUGCUACGUGAAACUUUCUGUGAUUUUUGUGAGAGGAUUUGUUGUUAAAAUGUUGUUUUUAUAUCCUCUCGUCAUUCUGCUUUCUUCUGUGAGUGUGUGUGUGCUGGUGCUCGGUUCUGAUCCGGUUCUUCUGGACCAGAGGAACAGGUGUCACUCCAGACUCAAACAGCUUCACGGACAGCAGGUGACCGUUCACACACCGCCCAACAUCACCGGACACUGGGUGUCCAACAGCUGCGAGGUGCGACCCGGUCCGGAGUUCCUGACCCGCUCCUACCGCUUCUUCCCCAACGGCAGCUUCCAGGCGCUGCAGUUCUUCUACCGGGACCCUGACUGCAGCGAGCCCAGCUCCAGCCUGCUGAUCCGGGGCAGCGUCCGGCCGCAGCGGGGCUCCUGGCUGGUGCACGGAGGGACGUUCAGCGAGGUGCAUGUGAGCCGCGUCCAGCUGCAGUGCCUGCAGACGACCUGCGACCCGGAUCCGGACCGCAGCAUGCAGGAGCUGACGCUGAUGCGCCUGGAGCUCAGGGCCGAGGAGCUGUUCCUGGGAGACGUCCACACGGAGCGCGCUCAGAGGAGCCUCCACCAGCCCGCGGGUUACCAGAGCCCCCUGCGGAGCGCCAAGGCCGAGUGCCGCGGAGUCUGUCAGAUCGUGUCUUCGGCGGAUCUUCAUCAUCCUCCGGUGCUGCCGGCUCGGCCCGAGCGUCCGGUGCGUCUGCAGGGAAGCUGGGUCAGCACACGGUGCGAGGUGCGUCCGGGCGUCCUCUUCCUCACCCGACAGCUGACCUUCCACGAGGACAGCCAGACCUGGACCGGACAGUACGACCACUUCUCUGACCCCGUCUGCCGUCACCCCACCUUCAGCAUCUCGGCCAGCGGACGCUACAGCCGCGGAGCUCCAUCUGCAGCCAUCGGGGGCGCCGUCGAGUUCACCUUCACCGUGACGCACAUGAUGGUGACGCCCAUGGAUGUGGCCACCACGUUUCUGCUGAGCGCCUUCCGAGGGCGCGAGUGUGGCGCCGAGGGCUCGUGGAAGCUAGGCGUUCCUCAGGACGUGACGUCCACCUCGGGCUGCGCUGCGCUGGGGGUCCGGCUGCCUCACAUGGAGUACGAGCUCUUCCGCGCCGGCCAGGACCCGUCUGGACACAGCCUGCUCUACAACGGCCAGAGACCCAGCGACGGCUCGAGUCCGGACCGGCCCGAGCGCCGGCCCACCAGCUUCCAGCCGCCGCUGAUCCGCUGCGAGAGACACGAGCGAGACCAGCCCUUCAGACUGAGUGCCGGCGCCGGACCGAACGCGCUGGACACACUCCCCGCCGCCGCCGCGCUCGUCCUGCUGCACACGCUCAUGUAGACCCGCAGUUUAUCCCAAUCAGAGGGAAACGAUAGUUGAAUAACAAGGCAGUAGAAGCACCGAACUCUGGCUGUGAGGCUAAAAUUUCCUGUAAACCUAUCCCUCAGUUCUGAUUGGUUGAUGGGAAUGUUGAUCCAGGAACAUUUGUACUUGGAUAAGUUUACAGGAAAUGUCAAUUUUAGCCUCACAGCCAGAGUUCGGUGCUUCUACUGCCUUGUUAUUCAACUAUCGUUUCCCUCUGAUUGGGAUCAACUACAAGGAGGGGUAGGGAUAGGUCUAUGUUUUGGGACAAUAAUGUUGAUCCAGGAUCGUUUGCACUAGUUCAUGAACAGUGUUAAGGAAAGUUACUUUUAAAAGUAAUGCAUUACAAUUAGAGAUUGUAACGGUAUGAACAUUUCUUAUCACGAUUAUAGUGACGUAAAUUAUCACGGUAUUGUUCAAAUGUGCUGGAAAUGUUCAAAAAGUACCGACACAUAAAUCACUUCAAGUUUUGUUUUUAAAAUCAACAAACAAUAAAUAAAAAGACUUUUUGCAGCAUAAACACUAAAACAUUACCAAUGAUGUCCGGAUUUUAAAUGACAACAUGACUGACAGCAGUUUAUCUAAUAACGUACGAAAUGUUCAAAUAAAGCUUUGGUAAAUGGUAAACCUCACAUUUCAGCCUUUAAAUAAAGAAGAGAGUUAAUUUAUGUAUUUUAUCUGCUCCAUAAAUAAUUCUAGAAUGCUUAUCCGAAUUGUUUAAAUGUGUAGAAUCCACAUGAGCUUGUUUUUCAUCAACCGGUCAAAACAUCAGAUCUUUUCUGAAGUCAGUCAGAACCUGCAGAGGUGCAUUCAUAUAAUUAAUUCAUUCCUAUAUUCAUUUCAAUAACUCCCUUCACCGUGUCGAAGCGAAGCUACUCUGCUGUGCGCCCCUGAGACUGUUACUCACGACUCUGCUUUAUGCUGGAUAGCACUUAUUUAUCAUCAGUUGUUCAAAUCGCGCUAAUCAAAUACGCUUUUUAAUACCUAAAAAAGUAACUACUUGCAUUACUUAUUACGUUACUUUUUAUGGAAAGUAAUGCGUUAUGUAACUUUUGCGUUACUUUUUAAAUCUGGGCAGGGCUUGUUUGUUUUUGAUAUAAACCCCCGGUUUCACAGACGAGGCUUAAUCUAGUCCCAGACUAAAAUGCAUGUUUGAGCCGUCUCAACUAAAACAUCUUGCUCUGACCGGUCUUAAAACACGCCGGUCACAUUGUUCCGUCUCGAGAUGCACACCUGUAACAGUUUCUUCUGAGGCAUUUUUAUAAAAGCUGCUUAAAUGUCUUAAUUUAACUAAGACCUAGUCCUGCUUAAACUAAGCCCCGUCUGUAAAACCGGGCCAGAAAGUUAUAUUUUUGGCAAACAUAAAAGAUGAAAAAAAUGAAAAUUAAGCACAUAUGUUAUCUAAAGUAAUUUUUGCUUAUUAGUAUUAAUAAUUGGAUCAUUGAGGGUCAGCAGCAAAGACACUGGUUAAUAAAAUGGGAUUAAAUACAUAGUAUACUUGUAUUAUUUAACAUUUAAUUAUUGCAGGUUCGAGUCAUAUUCUGAGUUUGCUUUUCACUGUUUUUAUUUAUUUUGAGGUUAUAUCGAAUCUGUUUUUUCUGUUCACAUUUAUUCUAGAACUACAGUAAGAUCAUGUUCUUACUCCUGAUUUCUCUCAACAUGGCAACCCCAGAGCUGUCACUCAAUACAUGAGAAACACAGGAACUGACGUCACUUAUUUGAAAAAGUAACGUGGAUAUUUUCUUGUAAAAGUUGAAAAGUAAUCUGAUUACAUGACUCACAUUACUUGUAAUGCAUUACCCCCAACACUGUUCAUGAAGCUGCUCGUACCAUUUAGGAACAAAAAAGUGAGCAUCCAACUUCUGUUGUUAAUGAAGCUCGUGACACGUGCAUGCGCUCUAAUGUAGUUCCUGUUCAUCCUGUACAGCGUCACACUCACUGGAGCUCAUCAUACAUUAUUUAACAGCAAUUACAGUUCAAAUAAUGCCAUGCUAUCUCUAGUUUCAGACGCUCUAGAGCUGCUGAUUUCAUGCAGAAUUGCUGUAAAUAUCCCAGGAUUGUAUUUUAGAGGACCUGAUUGAAACCUCGUCUCGUGAUGCCCAAUGAAUGAAAACAUCAACUUUGGAACUAAAACCAAAAUAUAUAUAAACAUUUUCAUUACUUGAAAUGAAAUAAAUGUUAACAAAAAAAAAAAAAACUAUUUUUGCAACAUUUAUCAUUUUCAUAGUUUGAAAACUAUAUAGAGAUUACAAAAAUAUAAAUAAUAUUAAAGUUACAAUUAAUUUAUUUAAUUUAAUUUAAAAUUUAGCACAGAAUAUAUAUAAAAACCUAAUUCACAAUGGUAAUGAAA